CUUCUCUCCCGUCCGCGGUGCCCAACGCCGGCAGGAGGGCUCGGACGCGCCAGGAGGACUCCGGGGCCCGCUGCAUCGGUCGCCUGCUGCCCAAAAGAAGCCACAGAGCUUCCUCCGCUGUUUGGACCGGGGCUGCAACUUCUCCUUGGCAUUACCCGGGGAGGCCGCCCCUUUGGAGCCGGGCACCCCUUCUCCCCCCCCCCCCCCCCGCCGCGGCCAAGAUGGAAGCCUUCAGCUCGCGCAACCUGGCCCUGCAAGCGGAGAAGAAGAUCCUCAGCCGGAUGGCCAGUAAGUCCACGGUCACCAUGUUCAUCGACGAGACCAGCGGCGCCGUCCUGGACGAGCUCUACCGCAUCUCCAAGGAGCACACGAAGGACCGGGCCGCGUCCCAGAAGGUCAUCAAGGACCUCGUCAAGGUGGCCGUCAAGGUCUCUGUCCUGUACCGGAACCACCGCUUCAGCGACCCCGAGCUGGCCCUGGCCGAGGAGUUCAAGCACAAGCUGCGCCAGGGGGCCAUGACGGCCGUCAGCUUCCACCAGGUGGCCUUCACCUUCGAGCGGGCCGUCCUGGUCGAGCUGCUGGAGGAGUGCCGCGACCUGCUGCUCCGGCUGGUCGAGAAGCACCUGACGGCCAAGUCCCACGGCCGCAUCCGCCACGUCUUCGACCACUUCGCCAACCCCGAACUCCUCGCCCGGCUGUACAGCCCGGGGGGCCCCUUUGAGCCCCACCUGGAGAAGGUCUGCCAGGGGCUGAACCAGCUCAUGGACCAAGGGAAGCUGUGAGCCCGCCAAGAGGGGGGGUCCUGGGGGAGCUGGGGAGGGGAGCAAAGCACCCUGGAGGCCACGUGGGUGGGGGCCUGCGGGUGGGCCAACGGCCAAAGGAACUCACACCCGCUUCAGCUAUUGACCCUUCCCAUCCCUGGGAUUUCGUACCAGGGAAAUUUUGAAGGGGAGGGUCCAAAUUCCCAGAAGCCCACCCCCAAGCUCGCUUUCGUGGAGGAUCGGCGGGCCGCCUUUGCAAUUGAGGAGGACUAAAAGCUUAGGAUGAAAGCUGAGCUUUUCCAACAGGCUGAAAGGGUCCCCAGAUGCCAACGGGGCCAACUCCCUUUUCAAUUCUUUCUGGUUGAGGGGUGCAGGGGGGUUGGAUUUUGGGGGGGUUACGGUCGGUUGGGAGAGAGAAAGUGGAACCCUUUCAUUCCUUUUCGCAGCAAGCAGCCAAACGCUUGGAGGUACCUGGCAUUUGUGGGGCUGAAACUCGGGGCCAAAACUGCUUUGGGGGCACGGGGGUCCCCCGCCUCCCUUUCGCUAGAACUGCCUGAAAAAGAGGGGGAGCCCCUUUGUGAGUCUAUGGAAAACAUCAAAAUGGAUUCUAGCUUGGCUUUAGGGGGGGUGGAAACCCAGAAAUCCUCCCCCCUCCUUGGGGUCUCUUCCCUAACCCUUCAUUUGGACGUCUCUGAGAAUUUCAUCAGCCACAUUACCUCGUCUGUAAUUUUUGUCUCAGGGAAUGCAGGAUCUGAAAAUAAACUUGACUCUAUUUUUUUUUUAAAUGCCAUGUUUCUUUCUCUCUUUUUUGGGGGGGGCAGAAAAAGGCACUCUGUCUAGCGAGGUUCUCACCAUGCUCUGCUCCAAAAUUGGCUCCUUCUGAGCGCCUGACUACCAAAAUAUCUUCUUCCUUCCCCAAUUUCAGAUUCAGAUUCUUCAGUCUCACAUCCGCACAAGUUUUGAUUUUUAAUUUUUUUUAUCCCCUCCCCCAGAUCACGAACAUGAAACACCCACACCUUCCUCAUUUCACUCUGGGGCACCAAGUUUUCCACUUUUUACAAGCGAAUCUCUCGUGGGAAGUUCCCUCGCCUGCUUGGGGGGGAAAGGGCCACCUCAGGCCAGUGACUCAUCGGGAGAGACAGCAGGCACCCUCCCAAAGGGAAAGCCACUCUAUAGAGCCUCCACGGCAGGAGUGUCGGUACGGUAAUCCGACCCCGCUCGGAUAAAUCUUAGCUGAGCGAGGGGAUCACACAGAUGCAACAGGGAGACUCUGGGACACGGGCUGAUUCCUGGGGCUGCUGACGACCCCCAGGGAGGCAUUGGGUGCCACUAGCCGAAACCUUUCAGAUAACCGAGCGCGCGCACAGAGCCCAACAGCGGUACGCAGAAUCAGCAAAACCUGUAGUUAUUUAAUUAGAGAGUCGGGUGCCACAAAUCUCGGCCGAGGCCUCAGAGAAAAAUCAAAAGGGCUGAAGACGGAGGGGU
Python bivittatus (Burmese python) is the source of this 2246-nucleotide messenger RNA. RefSeq names its product TNF alpha induced protein 8 like 2 (gene TIPE2). NCBI's taxonomy places the organism in Eukaryota, Metazoa, Chordata, Lepidosauria, Squamata, Pythonidae. Gene Ontology annotation, cellular component: cytoplasm. The record is from RefSeq and is a predicted model, not a curated record. Gene Ontology annotation, biological process: negative regulation of T cell activation; regulation of apoptotic process; negative regulation of inflammatory response.